CAGUUCCUGCCUCUUGAGCCUCCCUCGUCCAACUCUCCCUCCAUGUUUCUGUCUCUGGACCUCCAAGCAGAGGCCUCAGGUGCCCCUCCAGGACAAAGGGCAGAGGACAACAGAAUGAGACUUGAGCAUGUGUUCAGGGAGUCUCUUCACAGCCCAUGUGAAGCCACCGGCUCAUUCUUCCUGCUCUGGAACCAACAGUGGAAUCUGGGCUGACUGCCCACUGGGCCUCUGGGACCCAGGCAGCAGCUCACAUUGCAACCUCAUGAAUAACCCAGCACCUCCCAGCUGCCUACAUCUCAGAGGAACCCAUGUCCCCAGGACCAGCCCCCACCCCUGUCUCUCAUUGCUUUAAACUUUAAUAGGCCCAGGUUGGGUGGCAAUUGAGCAGGCUCCAGGGAGCCAGGGGAGGAUGUCCUGACGGGGAGAGCUUGGACUGAGCUCUCCCAGGACUCAGAUGGAGGCUGGCAGAGGAGGAUCCCAUGGGUCAGGCCCAACUCACUAGAACUCUGGCAGUUAAUGGGGAAAGGUGGCAAGGCAGAAGUCCCAAGAGUGGCCUUCAGUUCAUAAAGCCUUUAGUGGAGUAAGAGUAAGUUGGGGUAUAUAAGUCAACGUGUAGCUAGGGGGCCUCUGACAAGCUGUAGAAUAGGGUUGCAGAUGAAUCUCAGGAUUACCAGCCCAGACCCUUACUGCCUUGCAAACUCCCACGCUGUAGGCAGAGCUCCAACCAGUGGACAGCCAAGAGGACAGAGACCCUGCAGGACCAGCCGGAGACAGAGCCCUGGGUAGGCCUACAUGGACAUCCCCAUCAGCAGCAGAGACUUCCACUGCCUGCAGCUGGCCUGUGUGGCCCUGGGUCUGGUGGCCGGCAGCAUCAUCAUCGGAGUCUCUGUGUCCAAGGCUGCGGCUGCCGUGGGCGGCAUCUUUCUCGGUGCUGCUGGGCUGGGGCUCCUCAUCUUUGCCUACCCCUUCCUGAAGGCUCGGUUCAACCUGGAGCGCAUCCUGCCUACAAUAGAGGAACUGGGGUGGUCUUAUCCUUUAGAGAGCCUGAGAAUCCACCCCAACCCAGGAUCAGACCAAGGAGAGGGAAGAUCUGGUACCAAUGGAAAUAAGGAAGGAGCCCGCAGCAGCCUGUCCACUGUGACCAGGACGCUGGAGAAGCUGAAACCAGGAAGCCGUGGGACGGAGGAGGGCUAGGCAAGGGCCACCCCUGCCCUGCCCCCCACUUCCUGACUAUUACCCAUCUCAGAGCCCUCCUGGGUCCAACUUAGAAGAUCCAAACCAAAAAUGAACCAGGCUCUGGAGACGCCAGACCAGCAUUUGCCUCGGACCCAGACUCUUUAGAACAGAUGCCACUGGUGUCACAUUGGCCCCAUGGGACUCCCUUGUUUCAGCCACUUAACCUGACAUUUCUCUCAGGACUGCAACUCUGCUUUGUUCCCUUUUUGAUCUACUGACUGGUUUCUCUAGAAUCUGGAGACUGGGUCCCUGACUACACCCAGAGAUGCCUCAGGUCCUUGCUUCAUCCUGACCACAGAAGCUGACCACAGGAAACACAGAUUGGGAGCCCAGCUAAGCCCCUCAGCCUCCGCAGCCCGGGUAGGAGGAAUGGACCCAGAUUCCUUUCAGAACAUCAAGCUCCUGGUCAGUUCCUCAGGGACAGGCUCUGAGCAGCAGUUAGUCAGAGGGGGCCAUAUCCCCUGGUCCCUAGAGGACACAGACUCACAGAAGAACAGACCCAUUGAGGGCCUUGUAUACUCUGCUCUAGAUAAGCCUCUAGCUGUCCCUUUUCUCCCCUGUCACUGCUCCCUAAACAGGACCUAUGUUUACUUCCAAGCAUGGGCUCGUCUCUGGAGUGCUCCUUACUCCUUCUGCCUAUGAAAACUCCCCUCCUUUAAAGGCCCAGCUCAGAGAACCAAUGCUCUUCUCAUCCUCUUCCAUCAGCCUGUGUCCUCUCUUGACAGCUCCAGGAAGGCUCAAAGUCUUCUUUUUCACGAAAUAACCAUUAAGCCUACUGCCCUUUUUCUAGUCCCUAGCACAAGACAGGGCACACAGUAGGUGUUCGACAAAUGUUAGUGGCUUAAAUUUAAUGGGAAAACAACUCCCAAGGCUUCCCUGGAGAGCCAUGUCAGGGCCCCAUCUACCUGGGCAAGGAGACCAAGGUGCACAUGGCCAGGUAAAAGAUACCAUCUUCCCUCCACACCUGCACCUCUAGGCCAACAGCAUUCUUUGAACUCAUGUGCCCUCUGUUCUUGUUUGGGAAGCAGGAGAUAAGCUAGGAACAUUCUUAGAAGCCUCCUCUGAUGGCCCUGUGCUUCCAUAGCACCAAGGUUCCCUCCAGCACAGUGGAGGUUCUGGUUUUCAGUGGUUCUGGGCUGUUUCUCCCCCUUGAAAGUGAGAGCAGAGAGCUAAGAACACAGAAGGCACCCAGUGCAUGUUGGAAAACCAAACCAAAGUGGAAGAGCCCAUCUCACUACACAGAUGGGAAAAUUGAGGGCAUACAGGAAAAGGGAUUUGGGGAGUCCCCCAGGGAAAGUCAUGGAGCCAGACUUUGCAUCCAGGUCUUCUGUCUCUGCAGCUGAGGCUACAUCCUCUAUACAGGUGCAGGACUUAACUCCCUGACCACACUUGGACAACCUCCAUAAAGGGGCUGACUUUCACAAAUUCUGGCUAGUUGUGGAGAGUUUGUUCCCCCAGACUGAAGGAAGUCAGCUUCCUCUCUCCUUGAAUUUCCCCACCUCUCCACCUCCCUUCUGCCUGCUCCCUGCAUUUCUCCUUUUCUUCAACAUUAACAAUAACUCAGGUGCCUCCUUGAUCAAUGAGAAAACCCUUCUCCCUAUCAAUCUUCAAUUCUCACUUCAGUGCCCCAAAGAGAUGCCCAAGGGUGGAGAUGGUCCAAUUAGGGAAGGCAGAGCCUAAACUGCAGGAAGGGUGACCCCACCCCACCAGCUCCUCCCAUACAGGAUCUCCCCGAUGUCAGCUAUGGAAUCCCUGAUUCCUGGCAGGGCCAGGCACAGAGAGGCUCUGGGGAUCAGGAUGGGAUAAAUUAAGGAAUGAACAUAUGAAAAGGCAAAAACUGUAUUCCAGCACCAUGGUGCACUCCUAUAAUCCCAGCUACUGAAGAAGCUGAGGUAGGAGGAUCACAAGUUCAAGAGC
Messenger RNA from Marmota monax (woodchuck), 3153 nucleotides. RefSeq names its product kinocilin (gene Kncn). The coding region runs from base 793 to 1194 and encodes 133 amino acids. NCBI's taxonomy places the organism in Eukaryota, Metazoa, Chordata, Mammalia, Rodentia, Sciuridae. Gene Ontology annotation, cellular component: apical plasma membrane; kinocilium; cuticular plate. The record is from RefSeq and is a predicted model, not a curated record. The transcript is spliced from 4 exons.